AACUCAGAAAUCAAAACUGAAUGGCGCAAGGCCAUAAGAUUCUAAGUUACGUUAUCAUUUUAAUGAUAAAAAGAUUUCUUAAAUAGUGAAUAUUGAAGUUAUAAUUAAAAAAUAUUUAAUUUACCAAAAUGGUUGUUGGUGCAUUUCCAAUUGCUAAAUUGUCAGUGUUAUUAGUUAAACAGAUCAGUAAGCCUAUCGCUAACAUUUGUAAAGAAAGGGCCAAAAAUAGUCCAUUUUUUAGAACCUACGUAUGUAUGCCGCCAGCACAAUUCUACAACUGGUGUGAAGUUAAAGCAAAAAUGUGGAUUUUAAAUUUAGGAAAACCUGUAAAUAUUCCUGUUUUAAGUCAGGAAAUGGCUAUAGAACUAGGAGCUAAUCUCCUUGGCGAAACAGUAAUAUUUGUUAUUGGUGCUGGAUUGCUUGUGAUAGAAUAUAAUAGACAAAGUAAAAAGGAAGCUGCGAAAGAAGCAAAAAGAGAAGAUGAAAUGAAACACAUUACUGGAACAAUAACAGAUUUAUAUUUCACGGUUCAACAUCAGCAGACACAAUUGCGGGAAAUGGAGAGAAUGAUACAUUCACUAGGUGGGGACAAAUUAAUGACACCUCCAACUUCACCACCCAGUGGGCCAGUACUGCCAGAAUCACCAAAGGUCCCUCCUAAACCUCAGAACAUUGGUCAUAUAGUAGAGUACAACAUACAUUUAUCUCCUGCACCUUACCCUGAUGAUGGUGUUAUACUUAAAUCACUAAAUUACAUCCAAAUGGAUGUUUUUAGUUCUUUUUUUAGUAAUUCAAAUGGAAAAGAAAGCACUCAAAAAGUUGAAAGAACAACAACACAACCUAAACGAGAACCUGCUCUACUCUCAGAAACAUUACAUAACAUAGAAAAUAAUUUUAGAAGUUUAUUUUAAGUAUACCAAAAAGUUGUUUGUAUAUUUAAAUAUGUUUAAAAUGUAGUAAACUAUUUAUUUGUUAAAAUUUAAGGAGAGAUUUUUUUAAGAAUUCAUUCUUCGUGAAAAGGAUUGUUUUGACAUGUAAGUUAUAUGUGAUAUAAAAUUAAUGAAAAACCAUUGAUAGACCUAUAAAAA
Molecule: messenger RNA, 1088 nt
Organism: Vanessa tameamea
Lineage: Eukaryota; Metazoa; Arthropoda; Insecta; Lepidoptera; Nymphalidae
Product: optic atrophy 3 protein homolog
Exons: 4
Coding region: 129-911 (260 amino acids)
Biological process (GO): regulation of lipid metabolic process
Cellular component (GO): mitochondrion
Source: RefSeq, a predicted model, not a curated record